UAAAGCGCAGAAGCCUCGGGUCGCUGACUCCCCCGGAGCCCGGUCCUUGGCGCGGAUGGAGUCUGCGGCCGCUCUGCGCUUCUCCGCGCCGCGCUCCCUUCUGUUCUUCGCGCUCCUCAGCUGCUCCGCACUGCUCUCAGGCCAGUUUACUGUCGUGGGGCCAGCUGACCCUGUCCUGGGCAUGGUGGGAGAAGACACCAUGUUCCGCUGCCACCUGUCGCCGGAGAAGGACGCCGAGCGCAUGGAGGUGCGCUGGUUCCGCGCUCAGUUCUCCCCGGCAGUGUUCGUGUAUAAGGGUGGACGGGAGAGCCGGGAGGAGCAGAUGGAGGAGUACCGGGGAAGAACCACCUUUGUGAGCGAGCACAUCAGCACGGGGAGCGUGGCUCUCGUCAUCCACAACGUCACAGCCCACGACCACGGCAUCUACCACUGUUACUUCCAAGAAGGCAGAUCCUACCACGAGGCCAUCCUGCGCCUCAUGGUGGCAGGCCUGGGCUCUAAGCCCCUCAUUGAAAUGAAGGGCCAGGAGGACGGAGGCAUCCGGCUGGAGUGCACGUCUGCAGGGUGGUUCCCGGAGCCCCACGUGGUGUGGAGGGACCCCUAUGGCACAAUCCUGCCAGCCCUGGAGGAGGCUUACGCAGUGGACGCGGGCGGCCUCUUCACGGUCGCCACGGCCAUGAUCAUCAGGGACCGCUCUGUGAGGAACGUAUCCUGCUCCGUCAACAGCACCCUGCUUGGCCAGGAGAAGGAAACGGUGAUUUUCAUCCCAGAAUCCUCUGCUCCCCGCGAGUUCCCCUGGACGGUGGGCCUCGCUGUCAUCCUGCCUUCUCUGCUCUUCUUAUCCGCCGCGAGCAUCUGUCUCGUCAGGAAACUCCACGGGGGGAAGGAGGUUGAAAAUGAAGAGAAAGAAAUUGCAUGUAAGGAAUUGGAGACAGACCAUGUGGAAAAAGAGAAAGAACGUCAAAUAAAAGAGCAACUUCAAGAAUUGCGAUGGAGAAGAACCCUCCUACAUGCCGCUGACGUGGUCCUGGACCCAGAUACCGCUCAUCCUGAGCUCUUCCUGACAGAGGACCAGAGAAGUGUGAGACGAGGCCCCUCCAGGCAGAGUGUCCCCGACAACCCAGAGAGAUUCGACUGCAGGCCUUGUGUCCUGGGCCUGGAGAGCUUCUCCUCAGGCAGGCAUUACUGGGAGGUGGAGGUUGAAAAUGUGAUGGUGUGGGCUGUGGGGGUUUGCAGAGACAGCGUUGAGAGGAAAGGGGAGGCCCUCCUGGUCCCCCAGAAUGGCUUCUGGACCCUGGAGAUGUUUGGAAACCAGUACCGGGUCCUGUCCUCCCCCGAGAAGAUUCUCCCCCUGAAAGAGCGUCUUCGCCGGGUGGGGGUCUUUCUGGACUAUGAAGCUGGAGAUAUCUCCUUCUAUAACAUGAGGGACAGAUCACACAUCUACACAUGUCCCCGUUCACCCUUUUGUGAGCCCCUGAGACCCUUCUUCAGGCUGGGGUCUGAUGACAGCCCCCUCAUCAUCUGCCGAGCCUUCGCAGGGGCCCGGGGGGUCCCGGUGCCUGAGGGCGGCCUGAUCCUUCACAGGACAGGGACCCGUCACAGCCACUAGGCACAGAGCCCUGGCCUCAGAGCCAAGUAGAGAAGCCUUGGCCAUCUCUGCUUCCACAGCACAGCACCCUGGAAGGAAACGGGCUCUCCUUCCCUCCAGCCUCAUGAAACAACAGCCUCCAGAGGCCCCUUUGACACCCUCUUCAGGCCCAGCCCCAUCCGUCCCUCAACAGGCUGUUGCUUUAGUAACUUGUCUGCUGGGAACCGUGGGGCAGGGUCCAGUCUCAGAGAGGGGCUGCCACAUGGCUCCCAACAAGAAGAAAGUGUGAGAAAGUGACAGGCUUUAACAUCGGAGUGACACACUCAGCCUGAUGCUCGGGUGGACGUCAGACGCUGUGGACUCAGGGUGAGGGCAUCCGGACACAGCAGGCUGUGAGGGGAGGGAAGCCACAGCUGGAGGUCAGGGAGGUGGGAGGGACCAAGGGUGCGGGUGCUGUGGGCCUCCCCAUCACAGCCCAGGGACUCAGGAGCUCAUGGGCCAUUUCCACCCUCCCCUGAGCUUUCCAGACUGCACAGCAAAGCUCUCCCAGCCUAGAACUGAGCUGAAGAAGGAUGAAGACACAUCUCGGCCUGGCUCUGCUGUCCCCUCGAUAAACUGGAAGUCAGCGCCCAGUUACUGAGUGUGGCCUGAGGUUUAAGGUCCCAGCUGAGCAGGUGUGUACUGACCCAAGUGGACCCCCAGGACCAGGUCCAAUGGGGAAAGCAGCACUUCAACUUCUUGACCUCAGGCUGCCUUUAGAUAUUAAAAAUUAUUAAGGGGGCGCCUGGGUGACGCACUGGAUUGAGCAUCUGACUCUUGGUUUUGGCUCAGGUCGAGAUCUCAGGGUUGUGAGAUCGGGCCUUGCAUUGGGCUCCACGCU
Molecule: messenger RNA, 2468 nt
Organism: Ailuropoda melanoleuca (giant panda)
Lineage: Eukaryota; Metazoa; Chordata; Mammalia; Carnivora; Ursidae
Product: butyrophilin subfamily 2 member A2
Exons: 8
Coding region: 56-1609 (517 amino acids)
Biological process (GO): regulation of cytokine production; T cell receptor signaling pathway
Cellular component (GO): external side of plasma membrane
Molecular function (GO): signaling receptor binding
Source: RefSeq, a predicted model, not a curated record